AUGACUCUUCAGUCUUCAUUCAGAGCACCCACGACUGCCCAAAGUGAUUCUUUAUCAUGUUUUCACUCGGACCCAACUAAAGACGUCUCCAAGCGAAAGGGGCCAACUCUUAUGAGCGGCGGCGUGCCGGCGAGCGUCGCCAAGCAAGCGGAGCUCCUGAAGGCCGACGGAAACACGUAUUUCAAGAAGGAGCGAUUGGGCGCUGCGAUUGAUGCCUACACCGAGGCUAUUGCGCUUGUUCCAAAUGUGCCUGUGUAUUGGACGAAUCGAGCACUUUGCUUUCGGAGGCGGAAAGAGUGGACAAGAGUUGAAGAAGAUUGCAGAAAAGCUCUUGAACUGGACAGCAGCUCAGUCAAAGCUCACUAUAUGUUGGGGAUUGCAUUGCUAGAGCGAGAAGAACAUGCUGAGGGAAUAAAGGAAUUGGAGAAGGCUUUCGAUCUUGAGAGGAGUGCUAAACGCCCAGGUCAUCUUGUCGAGGAGGUGUGGUCAAUUCUUGCUAAAGCAAAGUAUGAGGAAUGGGAACGUGAAUCUAGUGAGAGGUCGUGGACAUUGCAGAAAUUGAAAGAUGAUUGUGAAAAGGCUUUACUAGAGCACCGCUUUCUCGAUGUUUCUGAAGAUAAAGAUGAAGUCAAAGAUGCUGUGAAUGAUCACUCGAAACAACUUGAGCUCCUGAAGGAUGUUUUUAGUAAAGCUGCAGAUAAUGACACACCAAAAGAGGUACCAGACUACUUAUGCUGUAAGAUUACCCUUGACAUAUUUCGGGAUCCUGUGAUCACCCCAAGUGGUGUUACUUAUGAAAGGGCUGUGCUUCUUGAGCAUCUUCAGAAGGUGGGCAAUUUUGAUCCGAUUACAAGAGAGACCCUCGAAGUGAGCCAAUUGGUGCCUAAUCUAGCCAUCAAGGAGGCAGUUCGGUCGUUCUUGAAUGAUCAUGCCUGGGCCUAUAAAAUGAACUGAGGGUUGCCCUUUAUGUUGGCUUGUUCUUUUCAUUUUCAUACUUAAUUCAUACUUUUGUUGUUGGUUGUGUUUCCUUUUUUGUUUUCUCCUUGAUGACUUUUUAUUUUGAGGGGUUGUUUGUACAGAGAAAAUGUUGUUUGUUUGAUAUAUAUUGAUAUAUGUGUGUACGGUGUGAUCAUUCAUCUGUAAGGGGAAAAUACCUCCGGAUGAUUGUAUAUGGUUUCAAAAGGGUUUCUGUUUGCGUCUA
Messenger RNA from Asparagus officinalis (garden asparagus), 1201 nucleotides. Its product is annotated as E3 ubiquitin-protein ligase CHIP. Lineage: Eukaryota; Viridiplantae; Streptophyta; Magnoliopsida; Asparagales; Asparagaceae. The transcript has 9 exons. Bases 1 to 954 code for a protein of 317 amino acids. Gene Ontology annotation, molecular function: protein-folding chaperone binding; ubiquitin protein ligase activity. Gene Ontology annotation, cellular component: cytoplasm. The record is from RefSeq and is a predicted model, not a curated record. Gene Ontology annotation, biological process: positive regulation of proteolysis; cellular response to misfolded protein; protein polyubiquitination.